Myotis lucifugus (little brown bat) is the source of this 2825-nucleotide messenger RNA. RefSeq names its product P2X purinoceptor 7-like. The record is from RefSeq and is a predicted model, not a curated record. Gene Ontology annotation, biological process: monoatomic ion transport. The transcript has a single exon. Lineage: Eukaryota; Metazoa; Chordata; Mammalia; Chiroptera; Vespertilionidae. Gene Ontology annotation, molecular function: ATP binding; monoatomic ion channel activity; purinergic nucleotide receptor activity. The coding region runs from base 143 to 631 and encodes 162 amino acids. Gene Ontology annotation, cellular component: membrane.
UCCUGAUACAUACAUUUAACACACGGUACUGAUGUAAUAUUACAUGUAAUUUUGUGAGUUAAUAAUGAAAUUAAAGAACCCAGAACUCUAGGGGUUGUCAUUGCUGAUAGGUUUGGAAACUUGACUUUUCCAGAGACCAUUAAUGGACUUCACAGACUUGUCCAGGCUGCCCCUGUCUCUCCAAGACGCACCCUCCAUUCCUGGGCAACCAGAGGAAAUCCAGCUGCUUAGUGAGGAGGCAACACCCAAAUCCAGCAGCAACCCGAGCUGGUGCCAGUGCGGAAAUUGCCUCCCAUCCCAACUCCCUGGGAGUCACCAAUGCCUGGAGGAGCUGUGCUGUCGGAAAAAGCCAGGUGCCUGCAUCACGACCUCAGAGCCAUUCAAGAAGCUCAUCCUGUCCAGACGUGCCCUGCAGUUCCUCCUGCUCUACCAGGAGCCCUUGCUGAAGUUGGAUGCGGAUGCCACCAACAACCAGCUGCGGCACUGCGCCUACAGGUGCUAUGCCACCUGGCGCUUCGGCUCCAAGGACCUGGCUGACUUUGCGAUCCUGCCCAGCUGUUGCCGCUGGAGAAUCCGGAAAGAGUUUCCCAAGAGUGAAGGCCAGUACAGUGGCUUCAAGAGUCCUUACUGAUGGAACAGAGCAGUCAUAGGCAAAUUACUUCUGCUUGCACCCCGAGCUUCAGCAGCCAAGAUCUGUGGCCAGAUUUCCUCCGCUGCCACUCUGCAUGUGUCAGAGAGCAGAGAGACCCGGGUAAACAAACAAACCAGCCAGAAUCCCUCAACAUGGACUGAGAGUCGAGAGAUUCAGACGUCUGUCUCAAUUUUGCCCCUGGGAAGCUGUGUGAUCUAAGCCCUUUAACCUCUGUACCUCAAUUGCCUUACGAUUCAACCUAUUCUCUUACAGAGAUAUUGGGAGGAAAAUUGAGACAGUGUAUACAAGCUUUCUUGUUAAUGCACAGAGAGCUAUAUGAAUACAAAGCAACUCAUUAUGAGGUCAGACUAGGAUAAUGUCCAACUAUGAACAAACUCUUUGGGUCUUGAGUCCUGGUUGGAGAACGUGAAGGAUUCAAAGUGGCUACAAAUUCCUUGGCCUUUGUCUCUCAGGACCUGAAGGUUAUGUCUCCUCCCCUUGCGCAGCUCUGAUUGCUUAUCCAAUAGUGGAAGUGAUGCUGGGUCAGUUUCAAGGUCUUGGUCUUAAGAGGCUGGCAACUUCCACUCCCUGUCCCUUGACACUUGCUGUGCAGGAAGCCAGACCUCAGGUAAAAGUCUGACUAUCCUGAGACAGCCCUGCUGUGAGGAAGCCCAAGCAACCAUGUGGAGAGGAGAGAUGACUGACCAGUCCCAGGUUUCAAAUCAUACAAGCCCAGAGCCUGCUAACACAUGUCUGCAACUGCAUGAGACACCCCAAGUGAGAGCUGACCCAUGAAUGCACAGAACAAAAUUGUUUUAAGCCACUAAGUUUUGGGUUCUUUGUUCUAUAGCAGCAGAUAGCUGGGACAAGAGAGCAAGCUGGACUCUUGGGGACAUAGACUCAGCCCAUACCUUCCCUGGUCCUAAAGGUCUCAGGGAGCCUAGACCACCUCUGGAGCCCCUCAGGGGCCUAGGUUCCCAUUCAGCAGUUCUAGGAGGGCUGCAGAUGGAAUCAGGUAACUCACCAGCCCAGCCCUGGAAUCCAUCCAAUUUAACUGCCACGCUGCCCAAUACAUUUCAAUUGCAUUACAUUUCUACAACUGGAAAUAACCACUGCUCUUAAGAACUGGAAAAGGCCGCCUUUAAGCUUUUAAUGUCUUAUGCUUUGCAGCCAAUUAAAGCAGAUGCAGUCUGGAUGCUACUCAAAAAGCAACCUAUACCCAAACCUUUAUCAUUCCCAUACAUCAGCCUCUAAAAAUAUGCAAAUGGACAGUCCCAGGUUCUAGGAUCCUCCUGCAGGAUUUCCUUUUCAUGGUUUUGGUGCUAGAAUCGACUAUUUCUAAACAACUAUUGUGAAGAAUAAAUAAAGACCACUAUUCAAUACUGUGACUAAUGAAGGACCUGUCAGGUUUUUUAUACAUACUCUAAGAUUUACCAUUUUUAAUACUUUUUAAAAAACAGCAGCUUUCUUUUGUGAUCCAGGAUUUUAUCUGGCUUUCAACUCAGGAAUCAAGCUCAUUAGGCCAGAUUGCACUGUCAUUUUUGCAACCUUUCCAGUAUAUUUUUAAAAAGUGGAUUAUAUAUAUGACUUCUUCAGAAUGGAGAAUCUUCCUCCAGAAUUCUAUUAACAGCUACAGAUUUCCAUUCUGAUGGCCUCUGAGUCUUUAUGCCUUUAUUUUUUGGUGCCUGAUUCCUGAUGAGUUUCUGUCACCUUGUGGAGGCCCCAGAUAGAGGUAGAAUUUGGGGUGACAGAUAAUCACUGGAUCCACCUACUGUUCUCCUUCCCUUUCCCCACAUAUGCUUAAAGUGAGAGGGUGAUGUGUGACGUCAACAGUGUGUAAAAUGUCUGACACUUCCUACAAAGACAUGCAUCAUGUUUGAAUUUUUAUGUUUAGGCUCCUACAUAAAAUAAUGUCAUCGCCAAAGGCACACCAAGGAGAAUCACAUUUUGUAAGACCUGUCUUCUUGUACUUCAAUCCAUUCUUCUGUUAAUGGUAACUGCACAAUACUCACUGAUUCAUCUCUAUAUCAGAGAUGUGCUUCCUUGUAACACUGAUUUCAUGCAGAAUAGGUAAUGAACUUGCAUUUAUCUCCUUGGAUGAAACCAUUUUUAAAACACUUCCUAAUUCUAGCUUGGCAAUGUAGCUGUCAUAACCUGACUGUUUUGAUAAUAAAAAAUAAUGUAUAAUUCAUGA